UAUGGCGGCGAGGUUUUGAGCUUCACAGUUGAUCCGUCUUUUGGAAGUUUAAAAUGACUAUUCCAGGUCAAUAAGCAGAAUAUUUACUUCAUGCAUAAUUAUUGCUGUAUUGCCUGCAGUAUUUUCGGCGUGAAGCUGUAAAAUGAGCGGCUGGGCCGGCUUUUCUGACGAGGAGUUACGGAAGAUGCAGCCGAAAGACGCGAUGGCCGCUGCGGCUGCCCGGGGACGAAAGCCGGCUCCAGCCAACCGGAGUCGACAGCAGAUACAGCGGGAGAAGGCUCUUCAGAUGGCCGCUCAAAAAAACGGGUCUCCUUGUCUCCCACCGGAGCAACAACUCACCAAACCGCCGCCGAGGGAAGAGCCUGAACCUCAGCCACAGCCCCUGGCAGCAGCUCCGGCUGUCAGACAGGAGGUGCAGCCUAAACCAAGCGAGAUAAAGCCGGCUCCAGAAGAGGAGAUCCCGGCCGUCAAAGAGCUGGAGAAACAAGAGGUGGCACUACGGGAACAAACACGUCUGGAGCAUCUGCAGCAAGAGCAAAAGCUAAUCGAAGAGAGGAAUAAGCGCAAGAAAGCUCUGCUGACAAAAACUAUCGCUGAGAAGUCCAAACAGACUCAGGCAGAGGCUGUGAAGCUGAAGAGGAUCCAGAAGGAGCUCCAGACCCUCGAUGACAUGGUUUCCAAUGAUAUCGGCAUCCUAAGAAGCCGGAUAGAACAGGCCAGCUGGGAGUUCUCCGGUGCCAGAAAGCGCUAUGAGAAGGCGGAGGUGGAGUACGUGCAGAGCAAGCUGGACCUGCACAAGAAGACGGAGGUGAAGGAGCAGCUGACGGAGCACCUCUGCGCCAUCAUCCAGCAGAACGAGCUGCGCAAGGCCCACAAGCUGGAGGAGCUGAUGCAGCAGCUGCACCUUCAGACCACCGAGGAAGAGCUGGAGAAGCAGAGAGAGGAGGAGAGAGGAGGCUGUGUGGAGACGCAGAAAAAAACAAAACAAGAAAACGGCUCGCUGGAGAAACAGGAGGGAACAGUGCGAUCGAGUGAGGACUGUAAACCCACAGAGGAGGAGGAGGAGAACGGAGGUGACGUCCAGCAGGAGCACCACCCGAUGACUGAACCACCAAAGACCGAACAAGACUGGAAAAAACUGGAAAACGGUUUUCAGAGUGAACUUGUGGCCUCCUGAUGCCAAAGAGACAGACAAUAGUGGGACUAUUGCACAAACUGCACUGUAGGCAUUCAUUUAAAAACACUACCACCUUUUCCACUGUAUGCUAGAUGUGGAACGCAAUGAUGUAUCAUCCAGACCAACAGUUCUCCCAAAAAUGACACUUUUACGCUACUAAAUAUUAGUGCGAAAUACGUUUUGGUUCCUCAUAGGGAGGCGCUCGGGGGGAAUGGAACAGGGCUUCUGUCCUGCAUCCGUUGUCUUUAUGGCUUGGGUUUUGGUUAUUACAUUUUGAAAAAUUAAGCACAUCCUUUUUCAGUUAUUCACCAAGAUGACAUUUUUAUAGCAGCUUCACAUUUUGUCAUAUUUAUCCCAUAUGGGCUAAAACAGUGAAUCAGCAAUCACACAUACUGUAAUGUGGGCAGUCUUGCACGUCCAUCAAAAGGCUUUUGUUGUUGCAGAUUAGCAGCGUUUUACUACAUCAAACAGCUGCUCAGAUUAAUAAUCAUGUGUACUGAUGUUUUGAUCAUAUAGUUACUGUUUUUAGUCGGCGUCUAAUGGAUUAGUAAAAUAUUUGCCAAUUAUUUUAAUAAUUGUAAAAAUGGCAGAAACAACUAUUGCGUACCAAUUAUUGAGAUGUCCUGCUUUUCUUUUAUUUAUAUCAUAUUUAUGUGAAUAGUUUUGGAUUGACGGAACAAGACAUUUAAAGACCUUUGAGGAACUGGGAUAGAUAUUCUUCAUCAUUUUCUGACAUUUUAUUUACCAAACUAAUAAUCAGAAGUUGUUUACGCCUAUUUCUUUCAUGGCUUGUAUUUAGGCAACACUUGUGAACUUGGAAGUCUUUUGUGGGGUAAAUGAUAGAACAUUUCAAAGGGCCCUCAGUGUGUGUACCUGCAGGGCCAGACAGAAUCAUAUUCAGCUGCUGAGUCAUUUGGAGUAUCUUGCAACCAUUAUCCUCAGUCGGUUUGCUUUUUACGUCUUCCAAAAGAAAGAAAUCUCUUCUUCCAAACAUGUGGUUUUACAUCUCUGUGAGCACAGGUUGUACUCCGAAGUUCUUGGUCGUUGUGGGCGACAGUGAAAGAUGGGUCCCGUUUACUUCCUGGAGAGUCUCAGUUUCACGCCGAUGGGAAGGAGGUAUGAAUCCAUUUGUAUUCCUUCUGUCUCAUGUGUUGUAGAUGAACAUGUUAGGCCGGCGCGGGCUCGUGUUUCACAAAGCUAAUUCUGGUCUUGUCAGUGCAGUGGAGGAGCAGCGGGCCUCCUGAAGGGUAAGAUGAUAUCUGCUAAUGUAUGUACAGAUGCUUUCAGCUGCAUGGGAUUCUGCAGUUUACUUUCUCUGGCUGCACAAUGUGUCGAACAUAAUAUAUAUGAUAACAAUCUGAUGUUAAACUUCAAAUAUGUGGGCCUGAGCGCCUGAUUGUAAGCAUUUAAAGUGAUGGGGUAAAUAUUUUAAAAAGGUGAUAUUUUACUAAAAUAAAUUCUUUAAAACAAA
This is a messenger RNA of Gymnodraco acuticeps, 2648 nucleotides long. It is a transcript of the gene gorab, whose product is annotated as golgin, rab6-interacting. The record is from RefSeq and is a predicted model, not a curated record. Gene Ontology annotation, biological process: non-motile cilium assembly. Lineage: Eukaryota; Metazoa; Chordata; Actinopteri; Perciformes; Bathydraconidae.